ACCCUCACCAUGUACUUCCAGCAGUCCUGGAGGGAUAAAAGGCUCUCCUAUUCUGGAAUACCUCUAAACUUGACGCUGGACAACAGAGUGGCUGACCAGCUCUGGGUGCCUGACACCUAUUUUCUAAACGACAAGAAGUCAUUUGUCCAUGGGGUGACAGUGAAAAAUCGAAUGAUUCGACUCCAUCCAGAUGGGACAGUUCUCUAUGGCCUACGGAUCACAACAACAGCCGCUUGCAUGAUGGAUCUACGCAGAUAUCCUCUGGAUGAACAAAACUGCACACUAGAAAUUGAAAGUUAUGGAUACACUACUGAUGAUAUUGAAUUCUACUGGAAUGGAGGAGAGUCUGCAGUAACAGGAGUUAACAACAUUGAACUCCCACAAUUUUCUAUUGUUGAUUACCAGAUGGUAUCAAAGAGAGUAGAAUUUACAACAGGAGCAUAUCCUCGAUUAUCCCUCAGUUUCCGGCUUAAGAGGAAUAUCGGAUACUUCAUUUUGCAAACCUAUAUGCCUUCUACAUUGAUCACAAUUCUGUCAUGGGUAUCUUUUUGGAUCAAUUAUGAUGCUUCUGCAGCCAGAGUUGCCCUAGGAAUCACAACUGUGCUGACCAUGACCACAAUCAGCACCCACCUCAGGGAGACGUUGCCAAAGAUACCAUACGUCAAGGCAAUAGAUAUUUACCUGAUGGGAUGCUUUGUGUUUGUGUUCUUGGCCUUGCUGGAAUAUGCCUUUGUAAAUUAUAUAUUCUUCGGUAAAGGACCCCAGCGUCAGAAAAAGUCAGCAGACAAGGCAGGACAUGCUGCAGGCAAGAAGGGCCGACUGGAUACAAAUACAGUCCAGGUUGAUGCCCAUGGAAGCAUUCUUCUUAAUCCACUUGAAGUAAGAACUGAAGUCAGCAGCUCAGAUGCAUUCACAAGCCUCAGAGACCCAAGAGCCACCAGGUACUCGUACGACAGUGCCAGCCUUGCGUUCAGAAGAACCACUUCCAGCAGAGAACUCUACAGUAGGAGCACUCUGGACAGACACAAACUUCACAAGAAAGGACACUUACGAAGAAGGGCCUCCCAGAUCAAGGUCAAAAUCCCCGACUUGACUGAUGUUAAUGUGAUAGACAAGUGGUCCAGAAUGGUCUUUCCCAUCACGUUUAUUCUUUUCAAUGUUGUCUAUUGGCUGUAUUAUGUCCACUAAUUUAUGCAAUAGCUUUUAACACAGACUAGCUUACCAGAAGUUGUUUUUCCUUCUCAAGUUCGUUAACUCGGAAGAACUGCAGUUACCAUGAUGCUGCAUUGCCAAGCCAAGAUAUUCAUCCACCGAGUACUUCUAGGUCUGUUUCUGAAAAAAAUAAACAGCUAAAAAAGCCUUACCACUUUCAGAUCAGAACAGAUCUGCUCUUAUAUAGCAUCUUCACCAAAAGCACUAUUCUUAGAACUUUACAAAAAAAUGUGCAUCACCAAUGAGCUUUCCCUACCCACUUCUAUUUCAUUUGAGGAGAAUUAAAAAUUAUUGUAUUUCUUGCCACAUACUGGUAGCCCAUUCCAGGAUACCCUCCCCAAGUAAGACAGUAUGACUCAACAGUUGUUACGUUAGAAUCUUUCAGCCUUAAAAGACUCUAAAGACAGUUGAAAACUUUAAAGGAUUAUAAUUCUAUAGCAUCAUUUUAAUUGUAAUAGGAAAUAUUUUCAUAGUGUCUGUGAAAAGUAUCAUUCAAGGAUAUGUAAGUCAAUUCACAUUUUCAGUGAGGCAGGGAUUUUCAAAGGAGCAUAAGGACAGCAGGGACAAAUUCCACCAAGUUUCCAACUCUGAAGACAGCUCAUUGGAUAUAACUGGAAUUCUGUUAUUUCCACAGUAUAGCAAAGUCAGAUUGAUACAAGAACAAUUGUGCCACCUCUAAUUUUGUACUGAAUAAAACAAAUACAAGAAAAAGUGUGCUCAUUCCUAGAAGCUACUACUAAUAGAUACUCCAGAUCAAGA
Messenger RNA from Nothoprocta perdicaria, 1971 nucleotides. It is a transcript of the gene GABRB1, whose product is annotated as gamma-aminobutyric acid type A receptor beta1 subunit. The coding region runs from base 10 to 1188 and encodes 392 amino acids. Gene Ontology annotation, biological process: signal transduction; nervous system process; monoatomic ion transmembrane transport. NCBI's taxonomy places the organism in Eukaryota, Metazoa, Chordata, Aves, Tinamiformes, Tinamidae. The transcript has 6 exons. Gene Ontology annotation, molecular function: extracellular ligand-gated monoatomic ion channel activity; neurotransmitter receptor activity; GABA-A receptor activity. The record is from RefSeq and is a predicted model, not a curated record. Gene Ontology annotation, cellular component: neuron projection; GABA-A receptor complex; membrane.